AGCCACGCCCCUUCACUUGCAAUCGUAGGGUACUGGGUGUGUCCGCUGUGCUUGCGCUUAGAGCUAGAGAGCUAGCCAUAAUAUCGUGUAUCAAGUCCAGGAGAAGCACCAGCAAGCAGCUGCAAUUGCAAAGAAAAUAGAAGAAUGGACGACACUGAUCACAAAUAUGAGACUAAGUCACUGCUACAAGAUGAUAAAAUCAGUUUAAUCAACUAUGAAAAUGGUGCUGCUAAAAAUGGACACAAUCGAUUUUUGAACAGUCCAGAACGAAAACUAACAGCUGAUGACCUACUGAACUUUGCCGGCUUCGGGUGGUUUCAGGUUCUAGCAUUUAUUUUGUCUGGAUUUACAUACUUUGCGUAUGGAAUGGACGCUUCAGUUUUCACGCUAGCAGGAGCACCCAUAAGAGCAGAGUUCAACCUCACUGAAACACAAUACACCGUGUUGCCAGCAGUUACCAGUAUCCCAAAUGUAUUUGGAGCUCUGUUUUUCAGUUUCUUGACUGACCGAUACGGAAGAGUGUGGCCGUAUGCACUGUGUCUAGCGUGGAUUGGAGUAGUCAGUAUUGCCUCUGCUUUUGCCAACAGUUUCCCACUUCUAAUCGUACUUCGUUGCCUAGCAAGUGUUGCUAUUGGAGGUAUAUCUGGGCUGACAUUUCCAACACUAGUCGAGUUUUUGCCUGUGAAAAAUCGAGGGAAGGUAACUGUUCUUGUUUCUGUUCUAAUGUUGCUUGGCCUAUGUGGUUCGUACGGUAUGGGGUGGUGGCUCAUCGGCAGUCAACAAUAUCCGGACGGGUGGAGGUAUUACAUCGCUGUCGUGAGCACUCCCACGCUGUUUGUUGCACUGUAUCGAAUUGUAUUCCAUUUCGAAUCGCCACGUUAUCUCAUUUCAAGACGGAAGAAGGAGCGUGCUUGGAAGAUAUUUGCAAGUAUUGCUAGACUAAACUCGAAGAAUUUAACGGACCUUGUUUCUAAAGAAGAAUUUGUUAAUCAGUUGGAAGAAACUCACACCUCAGAAACUAAAACGGAUCAACCUCGAAAAUCGUUCUUUUUCCAAUUCCUUAUAAUAUUCACCCCCAAAUAUCUCCGGCGGACAAUUCCAUUAUCUGUACUCAUCAUCACUGAAAGCAUCGGGUACAUGUGCUCAAAGGUGUUCCUGCCAGACUACCUCACUAACCUCGGCCUGAGUGUGUAUAUGACUCUUCUUACGACAUCAUUUGCUGAGAUUUUCGGAAUCCUCCUGAUGUCUAUUAUUGUGGAAUGGAGGGGGGUGGGCAGAUUGAACUCACUACGUUUCUUUUCGGCCCUCACAUCUAUUUGGUUUGUUCUACUGACUGUACUAUUAGUUGUGGAGGAGCAUCAAUCCGUUUACAUGCCUGUCAUGUUGAUCCUUAUCUACUUUUGCGCUUUCCCUGUGCUUGGUCUAAUCUAUACCUAUGUCUCCGAGUCUUACCCAACAAGUAUCCGAUCUGUUACCACGGCAUAUUUUUACGUUUUGCAAGCACUUGCUUUUCUUGGAGGCUCAUUUCUAACGAGUAGCCUAGCAACGGAAAGUGUACAUUGGUUGUACCCGUUGGUUUUGGCCGCUAUAUUUUUGAUACAGCUUGUUGCUGGUCUGAUACUGAACUAUGAACCUUACGGCAAGAAUCUUAUGGACGUUGUAGACAGCUAACUUUGUAGAUAAAUCGGUAUACCGAUUAAUCUGUUAUCAAUACCGCUGUUUAGAUUUUUUUCACUGAUACUGCUGUUUUUGUACUGUGAUGCCUUAUGAAUUCAAUUAUCUGUUUAAAAUAACAAUGACAUGUUAACAGUUUUUAAAACAA
Molecule: messenger RNA, 1822 nt
Organism: Halichondria panicea
Lineage: Eukaryota; Metazoa; Porifera; Demospongiae; Suberitida; Halichondriidae
Exons: 2
Coding region: 145-1671 (508 amino acids)
Biological process (GO): transmembrane transport
Cellular component (GO): membrane
Molecular function (GO): transmembrane transporter activity
Source: RefSeq, a predicted model, not a curated record